CGUAGAACUGAAAAAUAGGCAUGAUUAACACCAGGUUCGCUAGCGCUUCAUUCAGUGCUCUUCGUUUUACUGAAUUAAUCAUUGUAGGUUUCAGGUCACGUUUUAAUUUGUUGUUGAUUAAACGUCUGCUUUUGAAUGAUACGCAAACGUACUAGGUAAUGAGAAAUCUACUUUUCAACAAACACAGGUGGUCCAACAAGAAUGGUUUAAGAAAGUUCAAAACAAUUAAAACGCUCAAAUUCUUGCAAUUUGUAUAUCUUACGCUUGCUUCACCGAUGGAAACGUAACAUAAACCGACCAACGUAUAACAGAGUAAUUGAAGCGCAACAAAUUCUCGGGUUAUCGGAGUUUACUGUAGACACAAUGAAAGGAUCCAGACAUCGCUACUCGUCUUGAGUUACCGAUCGAUAUUUAAGGGUUAAGUAAACAUUUACUAACGGUUUCCUGCCGUGCUGUUUUGCUAACAAAAGACCUUUCAUUUGUUAUGAAGAGGGGAUAUCUGCUUUUCCAAUAAUGCAGCGGCGAGGCGCACGUCACUUCGUGGGCCGAGAGGAAUGUUGGUACAAAAUUAUCAAAAGUCUCUCCAUUCAACAGCUUUUAGUUUAAUUGACCAAUUCCGAUUACGCAAUUCCGACUUUAAUCGACCAAUUCCGAUUACGCAAAUGACAGAUAGGUAAGUAACACAUCCGUUGUUUUUAUUGGAUUGUUCUACAAGGCAUUGUUUUAAUUCCUUAAGUCUUCUUUCAUUUGCUUUAACCUUAUAACCCCUCAUGCAUAUGCUGAAACCACCCCAUUGCACAUCUGAACUUGUUUGUCUAAAAUGCCUAUGAAAUCCUAUUUGUGAGCUGAAAAUGAACAGAGAGCCGCAGCCUGAACAAUUGCAGAAAAAGUCUGAAGAACUAUUUGAGCCCUUAAAUUAGCCUAUAAUGAUUCUGAUGUUAUAGCUCUAUACAUACCGAGCUAUGAAAUCACUUGCAACAUGUCUCGACUUGUUGUAAAACCGCUAAUCGGUGAUAAAAAUACAACGAAGCUAGCAUGUUAAUAACUGAAUUACAACAUCAAAACGGCGCUGAAGAAAAGUAAGACCAAAAUUUUACUCAUUCGUUUUGCUGUUGUAAUUUACUAAUUAAUAUUCUAGAUUCGUUGAAUUUAUAUCACACCGAUUAGUGACAUUUUUCCAAUUUUAAGCCAUGUGUAUUAAGUUUGCAAAAUUGAAAAUCACGGACACAUUAACACGGAUUCCGUCAGUUCAAAGUGCGAGCAAUAAGUGCAAAAAUUAUUUACUUAAAAUCUACUCAUAGCUCGGUAACUUUUUGAAUACUAUUUAAAACAUCUCAGACUCACAGUAAUUCAUUCAUUUAGGUGACCCCGCGAUUAAAUUCUCAAGCAUUCUCGAGAAAGUUAAUGUCAAAUCUGGUGAGAAUGCUUAAUGCCUGUGUUAUUGUGUUUUCCACUAACGCAAAACGUCCGUUUUAAUUGAAAUAUGGAUAACUUCAAGUUCAAUUUUCUUUUGCGGGGUCAGUUUGAGAGCUUAACUCUCGACAAGUUCUUCUUACCCUUAUUCAAAAUAUUACCACGCUAUGAGAUUUUUUUGGUAAAUUCAUUUUUGCCAUUAUUGCUCGAAUGUUCUGCGGUAAUCAUCUUAAUUAUUCUCAGGCUAUAAUAAGCUUACACUUAUUUUUCAACAUUGAUGUUAAUAAAUGGUUUAUGGAACUUUAUAAUAUACACAAACCAAUUUUAACCACGCUUCAAUAAACUGUCUUUAACCUGUUUUAAUAAGCUUUGAACGGGUAUUAUCAAUGAUAUUCAAUUAGUUAAGAGCAUUUCUAUCAGAGGUACGACCUUUACGCCGAUAGAAUUGCGAAAUAAUGCAGCACAAUGUUCAAUAUCUCAUAUCGAAUGGGCACAAAAUAACUGACAAAACUCAGUGAACUGAAUCUGGUGUAAAGUCAGACACUUACAUCAGGGCAUCUCAAAGACAUUUUUAAAGCUUGUCAAGUUUACAGGUUUUGUCUCUUUCGUGCCAUCUUGCAAUACAUAAAAGAGUGUUAAGUUCGCUCUUCGAAUGCACGGCUACGAUUUUAAAAUUGCCAACAAAAAAUUGGCCAGAUCGAUGCGACUUUAAAAUGUCAAUGCUUAGCGUGGAUUCAGGGUCUCAUAGUAAACAAACUCUACAGAGAAGUUGAAACUUAAAGAUUAUUCCAAGUGAUUUCGUCAGCUGAAAACGCGUAAACCUGAACUUCCCGUUUAGAAAUCCCAAAUUUUCUCUUUAAGGGUAACUGUAAAGACAUGCACAUUCUAUAUAUAUACAUUCUGGAACCACACAAAAACAUUCUUUGUGGUUAUAAAUAAUGGUAAUUGCGACUUUAUAUUUAUAAAUAACAAACGCUUGACGAGAUAUGACAGCGGACAGGAUGAAAGGAAUAUCAGCAUCGACUUCGUGAAAAAUAUUUUGCAAUGAGCGGUAUACGCUUCAAAAUAUAAAAAAAUUUCCACCUUUCAGAUGUUUCAAACAACUAAAGGGUCACAUACAACUUUGCAGCCAGAUGAACCAUUUAUCUCCAUAAUCCCUAACUGCACACUUAGCUGGUAAAGGAAAGGAAGCUGUGGAUUCACAGAGUCUUUUAUUGAAUAUUGCUGCAAAUCAGUCAUGGAGGCUUCUAGUAAAGGGCCUGGCUGAAAAUGUAAAGCACAAAACUAUUUGUAUUUAUUCAUCAUCAUCGACGUAGCUGCACUUAGAUGAUUUGCCCUAAGGCAAGCUUUUUACCUUCAGGACAAUUAAUAUUGCAAAUUAGUCGGCAAAAAUACCUGAUCUGAUUAACGAUUGAUGUUCUUGCGUGCAUCAUCUAGUUACGAUGCACGAAGGAAGUUUGGAGAACACAUAAGAAGUAAAAGAGUUGCUCGAGGGGCUGCCAAGAGCGACUUUAGCUAACUAGAUGAUGCACAGCUAAAAGCAUGAAUCAACUGUUGAAUCAUUGCCAGUAGAAGCAGCGAACUACUGAAGUUAAUUGUACUCGCCACGAUAGAACAUAGCACUUAAACAUAGUAGCGCGAUAUAUAUAUAUUUCAAGGGCUCUCCAGAUGCCACCAUAAAUUCAAUUUUGACCUCAACGAUCCCUUUGUGGGCAUUUCACCAAAUAAACAUUUGCCACAACGCCCAUUACGAAAACCUUUUACCUGUUGCUGUCCAUCAAGUAUAAUCUUUAUUACCGAAAUUAAAAGUAAUGCAUCAAAUUUCAACUGUAAUAAGCUUUCAUUUGAAUACCUCGUAUAAGUCGAUACAAACAAAACGAGACUACGGAAUCUGCCAUUAGCCUCAGCGAAACUGCCAUCAUUUCUUCAUCUCCAGAUGUUUGCUUGCGAAUAAAAUAUCAGAAAGCCGUAUAAAUCGCAGGGGGCUACAAACCAGAUAGCUUGCUGAGGCGCACAUCUGGUAGGACUUGUUAGACGUUUUUCUAUGUAGCUGUUUCAGUUUCUACAAAGACGAGAUAUGAAAAAAUCUCGAUUGUAUAAUUUAUUUCAAUGAUAACAACUGUAGAUGUAAAACGAGUUCUGUUGCUGUUCCUUCAUAGUGGUAUACUUCGAAAUGUGACCGUCGCAAAGUACGGAUUUUAAUCCUUCGAGCUUUUACAGUGGUUAAAAGUAAGCUUCUACAACGAAUCAGAGCUAAGAUGUUUUGUUCUCGACCAAUCAGGUAAAAACAAUCAGUCUAAGUUUGCCUUGCGCUAUUUUUUCACCCCAGUUGGUAUGUUCAUAUACAAAUGGCGAAGUUCUAAAUUCACUUGAUUGCUUGUUAUUGGUUUCCCCCGGCUAGCUCGAUGUCGGUCAUUUUUCACUGUUACAAUGUAAGUAUUUCCAUAAUGGACUUUCUCUUUUGGGUGACGAAAAUUUCUCGUAUAGCUUUGUUUUAGAAACAACUUGCUAAUAUUACUCCUGUUUAGCACACGGUUUACCACCAUUUUGUUUUCUUGUCAUGCAGCUGUAUUUUAAGUCCUCAUUUAGCGCUGUGGUAAAAUAUUCUGCCGUACAUGAUCAAAUUGACUUCAAAACCAGACUCAGCACAAAAUUCAGGAAUCAUUCCUGAUGAAAUUUUAAACGAGAAGCCACAAGCACGGAUCAUGUUGAUCAAAUCUGGUGUUUUGGACAUUUGUUUAUCAAACAUCUUCACAAUAAGGCAAUACAAGGACAAAAUAGCUAUAAAAUAUAAAUUCAUAAUAACCAACGCAGAGGACCUGUUUGUGAAACAUUACUGCGACGACCAAUAAUCUUUUUGUUGUGUCCAGCUGACAGAUAAGAUAAACCUGACAUAAUUAUAAUAUAAAGUGUUUUCGGAAAUGAAGCGAUAUUUUAAACGUUUUCAGACAGUUUCUCGUUUACAAUGUUAAAAAGUUGCCAGACACACCUGUUUGUGUCUACAGCGGACGACAUGAACAAAGGUAAAUUGUAUGGUAUGAUCGAAGUUUUAUGGUGUUUGAUGAAUCACGCCAAUAGAUUUUCGAGCUAAAUUGCCGCACGUUAAUAGCAGGUUGUCCAUUAUAUUGUAAUUAUUUGCAUCACCCAAAGCUACGAGUGUCGGCAAACUCGCAAUCCGAUUAGCUUCGUAGACAAUAAUCGUAAAGAAUGUGUUAGCACGCAAAGCAAAGUUUUCUAAGAACAUUACUUAUCAGUCGGAUUCUUUCAGUGGUAUAAUUUUUUCCGUCUUAAUGAAUCGCGAUAGCCAACUAUAAGUCGAUAAAAAUGUGACCCCUAUGUCUGAGUUUAACCGUUUCAAAAUGUGAAAUGAAGCUCAAAUGCAGCUACCACACUUGAAAUCACGACAUACAUCAGCAACACACGCCGCGUGCACAAGAAGCCCGUGCUUGCAAUGUUGGUGUCAUUUGCGCAGGCGCCCUACAUGGCAUCUCGCUAAGGAAGACUACAGAUUGACAGACUAUUUAGAUUUUAUGAAUCCGGUAUUUCAGGUUUUGACCUCUCAAUCAUCCAUUUCUCCUCGAUGAAAGCGGAAAACUCUAGAACGUUUAACAGAAACAUGGAAAAUUCACUCAAUUUCCUUAUCUCCUCAGUACGUAGAUGAAUCAGUGACUGAUUUCUCGUAAACACUCGUUAACAAUCACGCACACUGAGAAUUACCGACAACAGCGGGUUUGCGAACAUAAAGUUAUGCAAUAUUGAGGGUUGAUCAUAUUGUUAUAUCGCUCUGAAAGCAAAGAUGGUGUACCGACUGCACUUGUAGAAAUGACAGGGAUGUAGUGACAGAUAGCUGACUGUUUUUCAAACGUUAUUUUACAGAGACAAAUGACCUAUAUAGAGAUACUGUAUUUAGUUUCUAACUAAACUCUAUUUUAUCUGGCCAAAGAUCCGCCACCCAAGCUGGUGCCAACGCGUACGAAUACAUAAUUGCUACGUUCAUCGCACAACCCCCAAUGCUCUUUUAUCAAAAAAUGAGCUUCACCUUGCAGGAUAUGAUACUGGUCUCAGUUUCUAAGCCAACCAGCCGACAGGGCCGGAGGACAAGGGGAAAUAACGCGAACAUAUUAAAACAUCGACAGGCGAAUUCGUCCAACUAGUACCGAAAGUAAUGCAAGGAAUAAGUUAAAAACAAUUCGUGUCCUCAACAUCACGGCAAAAAUGUAGAGUUGAAUAAUCAGAGGCUUUCAUCUAUCGUAGUCUAAAUUCACUUCUUUUCUUCAAAGUCCACGCCAACUCAGAAUACUUUCGAUAUAACCUCCACAUAGGGGUUAAUUCAAUCGCGCUCAUAGUGACCGAGGAGCGUUCGCUUGCCUUGCAGUGUUCUUUUAAAAACAACGAAUGAACUUCAUCCUGUAGGAGCUAGUGUCAGUCAGUGGCAGUAAUGUGUCUGUUUCCAAGGCAACUAAGGUACUUUAGAGAAACAGAAGUGGAAAUAAUGACAGCACUAAGUCAACUUUGUGUAAAUAUUAUCAUACGAAAUGCAAGAAAACCUUUUAUGAUAAUUAAUAUUUUGACAUCAGAGUCCAGACUCACGAGGGCCUUUUAGAUUAAGAUGUCUCGUAAGUAUUGUUCGAAUGAAGAUACUUUUGUUAAAAAAGAAUGUUUAGGAUGCACCUUAAUCUAGGAGAGCUUCGUAAAUUCAGCCCCAGGACUUUAAAUCUAAAGAAUGUGCUAGUAUCUCUCGCUUUUCAAAAUCUGUUUUGUGUUUUCUUUUUUUUGUUGUUCACAGUAAGGUGAACUCUUCUAACAAGAACAGUUGCAAAAGCGAUAUAUUACAUAUAAUUAUUAAUAAUUGGUGAAUUAAAGUUAUUUCUGAAGUACUGUCAUAGAUAUCAAUUAUACUAUCCGUGGUCUCUCUGCUUGUACCAAAAUCCAUUAAAAAGUACGUACAACUUCCGUAACCAGAAAUACCAACGAAGACUAAACAGGGGAAAGGGAAGAAAACAUAUAACCUGCAAUUUUGUCAUGUAUAUUCCUCUUAAGAUGUACUUUCGGCUGAUACUGAAACGGCGUUAAUUGGAUUUGUGUUUUCAUCGACAAACAUUUACCUUCACUAAAGUUGUUCCAAGAUUUUACUAUUCACAUGUGACUUCGUAAUCCACAGCAUCAUGAUUCAAACUUGAGUAAAUAUUUUAUUUUUUCAAUGGUAAAAUAUUUCAACAUGUAUUAUUUCGUGCGUAUAGUGCAUCGUAUGCCAUUUGCUUGGAAACACGCAUUUCUUGAGAAAAGUCCUCGUCAGAAUUAUUACGAAUUCUAUAUUAACGAAACAGCUUUAUGUAUGUUUUAAACACAAUUGCCACAGAAAAUGAGAACUCCCGGGAUAUAACAAUUAUUGAAUGAUUAGACGUUUCAUUUUGCAAUUUCCAUAUUCACAGUAAUUCUAGGAAAAAUAUUGAACUGGAAUGAUGCUAUUGUAAGUUCAAUUUCAGUUUGGCAUACUAUUCAUCUGUAAUUUCUCGUGACAGAGUGAUGUCUUUUGUAGUUUCGUUUAGCGCCAAACGAAGCUUUUUGGAUGUUUUGAGAGUGUAAUAACCCAGUUUCGAUUUCAAAACCACCGAUAUUUGCAUGUUGUUUAUCUAUUGCGUGUUUUAAUGAAUAAUCAGUGUAAACAAAAUAUUAAGUUAUUUCAAGGAAUAAUUGCCAUAAAUUCAAUCUACCAAACAUUAUACAAUAUCCGUACAAUACCACUGCCGGGAUAUGAAAAGAAAUAACAAACAAGUUCCAUAAUGCAUAAGAAUUUCCUUUCGAAUUUUGAUUUGCCAAAAGCAAACCUAUACCAGCAUUGCAAAUUCCCAAUUCAGUGCUCAAGUGACUUUUCGAAAACUGAUUUCCAAUAUUCUCCCUUAUCUUAACGAUGUUUACGUCCAACACGUACAAUACCCUAUAGCUUAUCGGGUAUCUUUUUUCAUUUUUGAUAUUUUUGCAAUUAGGUUGCAAAAAUUGUAUCAGGAUCAUUGAUAUAGUAGUAGCCAUAUUAGAGCAAACUUUCAAGACCUUUCUACUGCAAGAUACGUGAUUCCGGCCAACAGUAUUUUGACAAGAUAGAUGUUAGAUCGAUUAAUUCAAAGUUCAACUGACAGUUUUUAUUUAUUACACGGGUGGUUUUCACCAAAUGUGCAAAAUAGCCCUAGUAACCGAUUAUUAGCAUUUUCACAUGUUCCACUUAAUGUUAAGUCCCCUGGCACACAUACAGGCAUUUGCACAUUCGUAACUGUCGAAUGGAGAAUCACGAUUCGUUGUAAAGAUGAUUCCUCUUUAGUCAGGAUUGUACUCUUUGCUCAAUGAUACUUCAACCUGACGGAUUGAAAUCCUGCAGUUCACUUCUGGUUUUCCUCGUAUAAUUAAUUAAGGCACUUGAAUAAGCUGGAGAGCGGAAAGCUGAAUACUGAGUGUUUAUACCAGAUCAGAAUAAUCCCAGCCAGAAGCUGGCUCUGAAAAGAAUCUGACAGUGGCUGAGGAAUGGAACUCAACUUCAGAAGACUUUAUCUUGGAGUUCUUAUCAUCGUGCAGGUCUUUGACAGUGGCUUCGCUCAAGGAAGCCAUGUCGACGAUUUUGAGCACCGACUGAUGCGAGACCUAUUCAAGGACUACAACAAGGACUCCCGCCCAGUUUUCAACAAAAGCAAAGCAGUGGAUGUUGAGUUAGACAUAGCCUUUAGCCAGCUGGUUGAAUUGGAUGGCAAGGAUCAAAUUUUGUCAAGCAAGAUAUGGAUUCGACAGAAAUGGGAUAAUCCUUUUCUUUCGUGGAAACCUGAAAAUUACAACGGCAUAAAGGUCAUCAACGUGGAUCCCAAGUCGGUCUGGAAGCCAGAUCUUGUCUUGUACAACAAUAUUGGUAUUGGACAAACGGGAGCAAUAUACAACUUCGACACAAAGGUUGUCAUAGAAUCCAACGGAAGACACUCCUGGUACGCGCCAACUGAGAUAAAAAGCAUUUGCAAAAUUGACAUCACCCACUUUCCAUUUGAUGAACAAAAAUGCCCGCUUAUCUUUGGUUCCUGGACAUACACCGGAACUCAUUUGAAUCUCUCGAAUAAAGCGCCGACCGCGGAUCUGAGCAAGUACACGGUUAGCGGUGAAUGGGAAUUAAUCGCUGUACCUUCCGCGCGGAAUGUCGUUAAGUACAGCUGCUGCCCAGACCCCUAUAUUGACGUCACGUACACCAUUCAUGUUCGUCGCAAAGUCCUGUUCUACUUGACUAAUUUGAUUUUGCCGUGCGUUGUACUAGCGGUGCUAACUGUCUUCUCGUUUAACCUACCACCAGAGUCAGGCGAGAGGAUUUCCCUGGUCAUAACAAUUCUCUUGGGUUUGACGGUGUUCAUGCUAGUAUUCACUGAAAAUGUCCCUCGUACCUCGGAAGUCAUUCCGCUGAUUGUCAAGUACGCGUUCACAGUUAUGUGCGAGGUUUCGUUUUCGCUGUUGAUCACGUGUUUUGUUGUGAGGAUUUACCAUAAAGAUCCCGCCAGACCCAUGCCAGCGUUCUAUCGUUACGUCACAUACCGGAUACUCGCUCCAGUCCUCAUGAUGCAACCUGUGCCGGCAGGUAAACGGGAUCGGCACCUUUGUAAGCAGCACCUCGAGCGAACAAAGGAAAACCAUUUCCGACGUAGCAGACCUUACCAAUACGUAAGCAAGCUGUUCGGCAGCUACCCCAAGGAGAACAACUGUAAAAUGGAAAUGGAGAGGCAGGGGGACGAAAUCACCGACAUAAGUUCAGGAAUUUCUAGGCAGUCAGACACUUUAAAGUGCCCUUCAUUAGACAAACUAGAAGACAUAUCAUUUAAUUUGCGGGCCAUCAUUGACCACUUGACAGACGUCAAAGCAAACGAAUUCAACAGGAACGACUGGCAUUUCGCUGCGCGAGUGCUCGACACGUUUUUCUUUUGGGCCCUGGCCCUGGCAUUUGUCAUAUCAACCACAAUAUUUUACUUCACGAUUCCAUAAUCCAAGCGCUUAAAGCCAGAGACAUGCUACAGCUAGGCAAACAAGACAAAGUGCUAGAACCGCACGGCUUCCAUUUUAUAAGUAAGAAAAUCAAGUAAUGAGAUUUAUUAAGGAAAGGCGACAGAGAAAGAGCGUAACUUCUAGACGCUGAAUAAGGGCAGUUUGGUCUCCGAAGUGGAAGGGCGUCAACCCUAUCACAGAAAAAGAAAGAGAAAGUGAGCGAGUAAUAAUAAGUAGCCUCUUAAGGCUCGGUGACUCAACCUUCGGGAGUAUCGUAGCCAGCAUCAAGGCAGGAGUCCAAAUGGGAAAAUUAAGACCAAAAGAAAUGCAACAUGUGUGGGUUAAAGGUAAAAAAUGGAAAAAGCUAAUAUAUGCAUGCAAAUUAUUGUAUAUUUGAACCACUUUAUAUCAAUAGGUAACGUGUGGUACUUUUGUGAUUUUAGCCACAAUGUUACAACGAGGAUUACGUUUUUCUCGAUAAAUAUAAUCUUUAUUAAACCUGCCAGAAAUUUUUAUAAGACAAGGAUGUCCUCGAUAGGAUAUUUAGUAUGUGUUAGAUGAUCUUAGUUACCAAAGAGGUCAGUCCACGUUAGUCUCGAAGGAAAGGCGUUGCUUUACCGUGUGUCGGAGACCAUCAACUGCAUGCGAACAUCCAGAGAAUGCAGCGCGAUGAGAUUGGCCAGUAGAUUACAACAGCUAAAUGGGAAAACGUGAAACCGUUUUGCAAUGCUUACAUUACAGUUAGACUUUUAGACUUUUCUGUUAAGUCUGCUAUAUACCGCUUAUACACUAAAUCUGAGAUCAGUCUUUACAAACGAGUUAAUAAUAAUAAUAAUAAUAAUAAUAAUAAUAACGACGAGAUUCAAAAUUAAUGGCUCACAUGCCAUAUUUUUAAUAGAAUUGAAUAUCAAAUAGUAAAUAAAAUUACUUUAAAUGUCCUAAAUAGUCCAAUUUUCACCCUCAAGCAGCCUUAUAACAUCUCUUAAUCCGUCUAGCCAAUCAUUUAUAAAGACGUUUCUUUUUCGAUGUAUUAACUGUAAAUGAUUGGCGUGAUGUUGUGCCAUUUCGCUUCAUUUCGCAAAGGGCAUUCUAAUGUACCGCCUCAGCAGAUACACAUCGUAAUAUUAGCUAUUGGUUGCUCGCUGACUGCUUGACAAUGGAGAUAUACACGGGUCAUUGACGAAGUCAAGUAAUGAGAAGGACAUUGGCCAAGUACUUGUUUACGUCUUUAGGGAAAAAAAAUACGAAGCCAAUGUCUAGCCAUCUUAACUGAACAAGCUUAGUCAAUAAAGGAUUUAUUACAUGAAACAAAGAACGCCAUUUUUCUGGCGGGACACAGCGCGCAAGAUGGCCCCUUCUGCCAAGGGUCGGAUCUAGUUCAUCCUGCCUCCUCAAGGAGGUAUCAAGGAGGUAACCAAAUAAUAAAAGCAUGUAAUGCGA
This is a messenger RNA of Orbicella faveolata, 10854 nucleotides long. Its product is annotated as neuronal acetylcholine receptor subunit alpha-10-like. Gene Ontology annotation, cellular component: postsynaptic membrane. Gene Ontology annotation, molecular function: transmembrane signaling receptor activity; acetylcholine-gated monoatomic cation-selective channel activity. The record is from RefSeq and is a predicted model, not a curated record. Gene Ontology annotation, biological process: monoatomic ion transmembrane transport. NCBI's taxonomy places the organism in Eukaryota, Metazoa, Cnidaria, Anthozoa, Scleractinia, Merulinidae.